CUAAUCUACGCUUACCAGUCAAGGCAACUAACUUCGUUUGACGGCCAAAGCAAAGGACGCGCGCCGGCACGAGAAAUCCGUUGCCGUGCUCCAUCGGACCAAGCAGCGCAGCAUCGUCAUGGAAACUCGCUAGGGUUUCCGAUCGGCCCUGUUCUCCUCCUCCAGGUACAUUCCGAGAUGGCGCCUUUUCGCUCGCUAGGAUUCAUCCUCAUCCUCGCCUUCGCCCCUUUCCUUCCCUCGUUGGAAUCCGCCUGUCGGAGCGGCUGCGAACUCGCCCUCGGGGCCUACUACGUAACCCCCAACGUCAACGCCAGCUACAUCGCACCCCUCUUCGACAUCCCCGGCUUCAACGAUCUCGGACCUUACAACCCCAGCGUCCGUGACCUCAACAGCAUCCUGAGCGGUAACCGACUGCAUGUCUUCUUCAGCUGCGAUUGCAUCAAUGGCGAAUUUCUGGGCCACAAUUUCUCCUACCAAGUCGUCUCGGGGGAUACCUACACAAGCAUCGCCAGCGACGUGUACGGCAGCCUGACAACGGUGGCUGCGCUUUCCCAUUUCAACAGCUUCCCAGAGAAUAACGUGCAGGCUGGGGCGAACAUCAAUGUGAUUGUCAAUUGCUCUUGUGGAGAUAAGGCGGUGUCGAGUGCCUACGGCCUGUUCGAGACUUACCCGAUCCACCCGCCGGACAACCUGUCAUCCAUAGCCGCCGCUUACAACUUCACCUCGCAGGAGGCUUUGCUGCAGAAUUAUAACCCCGGGUCAAAUUUCACUUCCGGAACGGUGUUUAUACCAACCACAGACCCAACUGGAAGCUAUCGCCCUCUUUCCUCAAGUGCAGGAAUUUCUGGGGGUGCUAUUGCUGGGAUUAUUGUAGCUGUAAUUGUUGCAUUACUAUUGGGAAUUUGUUUAUACAUAUACCAUCGAAGGAGAAAGAAGACAAAGAAAGCCUUGUUCCUGUCACCAACAGAAGCAGAAGCUUCAAUAUACAGUGCAGGAGUUACAUCCCGUGUGGAUAGUUCCCCAUUUGCAGGCAUUACUGUUGACAGAUCAGUGGAAUUCUCUUAUGAAGAGCUUGCUAGUGCUACCGAUGAUUUUGGCCUGACAAAUAAAAUUGGAGGGGGUGGAUUUGGAAUUGUUUAUUAUGCGGAGCUUAGAGGAGAGAAAGCUGCAAUCAAGAAAAUGGACAUGCAGGCAACUAAUGAAUUUCUUGCUGAAUUGAAAGUCUUAACAAAUGUCCAUCACUUGAAUUUGGUGCGUUUGAUUGGAUACUGUACUGAGGUUUCCUUGUUCCUUGUUUACGAGUUCAUUGAAAAUGGUAACUUAAGUGAGCAUUUGCGUGGGCUAGGUAGUCGAGAGCCUUUGCCAUGGCUUACAAGGGUACAAAUUGCCCUUGAUUCAGCCAGGGGUCUGGAGUAUAUCCACGAGCAUACAGUUCCAGUGUAUAUACAUCGUGAUAUUAAAUCACCUAAUAUUUUGAUAAACAAGAACUUCCGAGCAAAGGUUGCAGAUUUUGGUUUAGCAAAACUCACUGAAGUAGGUGCAUCUUUGCAAACAAGGCUUGUUGGUACAUUUGGUUAUAUGCCUCCAGAAUACGCACAGUAUGGUGAAGUUUCUCCAAAGGUGGAUGUCUAUGCAUUUGGAGUUGUUCUUUAUGAACUUAUUUCUGCGAAAGACGCAAUUGUGAAAACCGAUAGCUCGGCUACAGAAUCAAGGGGAUUGGUUGCUCUGUUUGAUGAGACCCUUGGCAAACCUGAUCCAAAGGAAGAACUGAAAAAGCUUGUUGAUCCGAGGCUCGGUCAGGACUAUCCACUCGACUCUGUUCUUGCGAUGGCCUGGCUCGCAAAGUGUUGCACUCAAGAAAAUCCCCUGCAGAGGCCAAGCAUGAGACAAAUAGUAGUAUCGUUGAUGACACUAUCUUCGGCGACCGAAGAUUGGGACAUGGGCACCUUCGCGAACCAAUCGCUAGUCAAUCUGAUGUCAGGAAGAUAGGAUGCCAUCAAGUUCUUUUCCUUGGGUGAGUGUACUUCAUCCUCCACUCUUUAAGUCAUUAUUUUUAAUUGUCAACAAUAAAUUGCUCUGUAUAAUAUUAUUAUUCAUCAGUUGGUCACUAAUAAACGUGUAAUGUAAAGGAGCUAAUGGUGAUGUAUAAAUUUGUUUUCAACUAGUGUUUUGAGAUCCAAUUCAGUUGAGUCAACAAUACCAA
Zingiber officinale is the source of this 2203-nucleotide messenger RNA. Its product is annotated as chitin elicitor receptor kinase 1-like. Gene Ontology annotation, molecular function: ATP binding; transmembrane receptor protein kinase activity. The record is from RefSeq and is a predicted model, not a curated record. Gene Ontology annotation, biological process: protein phosphorylation; innate immune response. The transcript has 13 exons. Bases 178 to 1989 code for a protein of 603 amino acids. NCBI's taxonomy places the organism in Eukaryota, Viridiplantae, Streptophyta, Magnoliopsida, Zingiberales, Zingiberaceae.